Molecule: messenger RNA, 894 nt
Organism: Caenorhabditis briggsae
Lineage: Eukaryota; Metazoa; Nematoda; Chromadorea; Rhabditida; Rhabditidae
Gene: Cbr-sms-3
Product: Protein CBR-SMS-3
Exons: 5
Coding region: 1-894 (297 amino acids)
Biological process (GO): ceramide biosynthetic process; sphingomyelin biosynthetic process
Cellular component (GO): Golgi membrane; endoplasmic reticulum membrane
Molecular function (GO): ceramide cholinephosphotransferase activity; sphingomyelin synthase activity
Source: RefSeq, a predicted model, not a curated record
AUGUCGAAUUGGGCAGUGAUUGCGUACACCCAUGAUUAUGUGCCAAGAACGCCACUGCCGGAUAUCGUGUUUAGUUUGGUUGGAGAGCAGCGGUGGGCGUCUUCGCUGGGUGACGCAUGCGUAGCCCUAUGCAUAAUUCUCCUCGGCGGCCUCCUCCUCAUCCAUCAACACCGAGGAACCGUUCUGAAACGCGUCGUAUUCUGUGCGGCGACACUUUAUGCGAUGAGAUCGAUCACUUUGGCAGCUACACAAUUACCAUCUGGCUACACGGAUAAUAAGGGAAGAUGUCGAGAUCAAGUCGCGUCGAAACCAUCAGUUUUCUUUGGAAGACUUUUCGAGCAGACGAUUCGAAUUGGGUUCCAGAGCAAAGACCAAAUGCUGUGCGGAGAUCUUCUCUUCUCCGGACACACCCUCGUCAUGGUGACAUGCUCGUUGGCGGUGGCCUAUUAUCUUCCAAAAUCCAUAAAACCGCUUCAAUGGAUUGCUCAUGUUUCAUGUUUUGUCGGAAUGAUUUGUAUGAUCAUUUCGAGAACGCAUUAUACGAUUGAUGUGAUUAUUGCGUACUGGCUGAGCAAUAUGGUCUUCAGAAUCUACCAUGCCUACUGUGAACUGGACAUGUGUAUGGAACGACACAAAAGCAUACUGUACUCAUGGUGGCCGUGUCGUAUUAUCGAUUGGCUGGAACAGGACAUUGUCCCCGGCCGUCUCGACAAUCGAUGCAGUUUCCCGUGGCGACGACUGACACGUGGCAUCAAUCGAGAAAGGGGCGGAGCCAAUGGUGAAGCCGUUUCGAGUGACUCGUCGUCGACGACUUGUGACACGAAUGCUACUACACAUCAUCAUCAGAAACAUGUUUCUAUUAGCUCCUCAUCGACCUACCCACUUCCAUGCUGA